This is a messenger RNA of Salvelinus fontinalis (brook trout), 1798 nucleotides long. Its product is annotated as heparan sulfate glucosamine 3-O-sulfotransferase 1-like. The transcript has 2 exons. NCBI's taxonomy places the organism in Eukaryota, Metazoa, Chordata, Actinopteri, Salmoniformes, Salmonidae. The record is from RefSeq and is a predicted model, not a curated record. The coding region runs from base 540 to 1445 and encodes 301 amino acids. Gene Ontology annotation, molecular function: [heparan sulfate]-glucosamine 3-sulfotransferase activity.
UCCUCCUUCCACAGUGCUAGUCAAGGCAGCGCUUGGCACAAAUCUUAGCACGUUCCGAUAGAGUGUUGUGUUUGUGGCUGCUAAGCAGAGGGGAUGUAGUCAAACCAAGCUCUAAGAAAAAAAAUCAGGGCUAUGUUUGCACCAUGUCUGGCUUCAAAUCAAUUAGUGAUGAGAGUGGCUGAUGCUCCGGGUGCGCUUCAAUGAGAGCGAAAGGGUGACAGACAGUUAUAUCUUCUAGAUUCGACUGCUGGGCUUAAAAGUGCGAUCCUUUGGUUCAUCUGCGACCGAACUAAAGCCAGACCGAUGACUCCCGGAGAUUCCAUAACUAUCACUGACCUCAUGCAAGAUAUGCUUCGGACUGGCUGUGGUUUCUCCUCCUCAUCCUCCUUCUGAUGUUCAAUGGCAGACGAAAACCGCUCCCUUCUCCUUUCCUGUCAUCUUUGAUCUCAGAGAGGUGGCUCCGAUCCACAGCUAAACAACGGGACAUCCCUCUCUGAUCUCCUCUCUCUCUGACCAUCUUCUCAUCACCCUCCCUCACCAUGGCCUGCUUGCUGGUAGCAGUGUUCCUCCUGGUUCUCCAGGCAUAUGCUGCCCCACCAGAUGUUGUUCAGAGUUUGGAUCUAGGCCCUGGACUCACAGCUAAUGACACUCUGUCUCCACCCCUGGGGACUAGUAAAUGUGCCCCCCACAGCAUCAUCAUUGGGGUGCGCAAGGGAGGCACACGCGCCCUGCUGGAAAUGCUGGACAUCCACCCUGAGGUCGCUGCCGCUGCCACAGAGGUGCACUUUUUCGACUGGGACGAGAACUACGCUAAGGGCUUUGACUGGUACCGGGAGCUGAUGCCAUAUUCCUACACACACCAGAUCACAGUGGAGAAGACGCCAGGCUACUUCACCUCUGCCUUGGCGCCAGAACGCAUCCAUGCCAUGAACUCCUCCAUCAAGCUGCUGCUGAUCUUGCGGGACCCAACUGAACGUGUCAUCUCAGACUACACCCAGGUCUACUUCAACCGCCUGGAGAACCACAAGCCAGUGCAGGCCAUUGAGAACCUGCUGGUGCGCAGCGGAGCCCUCAAUACCCGCUAUAAGGCCAUCCAGCGGAGCCUCUACGACUUGCACAUGAGCAACUGGUUGCGCUAUUUCCCCCUAGAGCAGAUCCACAUCGUUGAUGGGGAUACUUUGAUCCGGGACCCGUUGCCUGAGCUACAGAAGGUGGAGCGUUUUCUCAACCUGCCCCCCAGGAUAAUGUCCUCCAACUUCUACUUCAACCAGACCAAGGGGUUCUACUGCAUCCGGAGUGAAGGGCGAGAGCGCUGCCUGCACGAGUCCAAAGGGCGUCCCCACCCGGCUGUCAACGGCACUGUGCUGCAGCAGCUACGCUCCUACCUCCGGGAGCACAACCAUAACUUCUACCGGCUGGUGAAGCGCUCCUUUGACUGGCAGUAAGGCAGUACACCCCUCUACCUAUGAGGACUAGUUCCCCCUGGCCCACAUAUGACUGUUCAAGGACUGACUGACCAGUGUUAUAGGGGGAGAAGCACUUUACGAACUCUGACACCCAAACACCCCUGUCAAUCGCCUUUUACUCUGCUCUGGUGUCAACAGAGCAGUUCCACAUUUACGAAGCAAGAACUUACAAACUAACAUGGAAAACCCCCCAAGAUUGAAGUCAUUCUCUGUAUUGUACCUGAUAAAAGUGAAGUGAUGCAGAUUGUGGAAAAACUCAUUUGUGAACAUGAUUUAACUUUUGUUUGAUAUUGCUGUACUUGAUAAUAAAUUGUUUUGCUUUAAAAAUAUAA